Messenger RNA from Chinchilla lanigera (long-tailed chinchilla), 948 nucleotides. It is a transcript of the gene Tcap, whose product is annotated as titin-cap. Gene Ontology annotation, cellular component: Z disc. The record is from RefSeq and is a predicted model, not a curated record. The transcript is spliced from 2 exons. Gene Ontology annotation, molecular function: titin Z domain binding; titin binding; protein-macromolecule adaptor activity. The coding region runs from base 45 to 548 and encodes 167 amino acids. Gene Ontology annotation, biological process: detection of muscle stretch; cardiac myofibril assembly; skeletal muscle myosin thick filament assembly. Lineage: Eukaryota; Metazoa; Chordata; Mammalia; Rodentia; Chinchillidae.
UAAAGGCCCGGGGAGCCCGCCGGGCCCAGGGAGCGGCAGCGAGUAUGGCCACUUCGGAGCUGAGCUGCCAGGUGUCGGAGGAGGACCAGGAGCGGCGGGAGGCCUUCUGGGCCGAGUGGAAGGACCUGAGCCUGUCCACACGGCCCGAAGAGGGCUGCUCCCUGCACGAGGAGGACGCCCUGCGGCAUGAGACCUACCACCGGCAGGGCCAGUGCCAGGCGCUGGUGCAGCGGUCACCCUGGCUGGUGAUGCGGAUGGGCAUCCUGGGCCGCGGGCUGCAGGAGUACCAGCUGCCCUACCAGCGGGUGCUGCCGCUGCCCAUCUUCACGCCCGCCAAGGUUGGGGCUGCCAAGGAGGAGCGCGAGGAGACCCCCGUCCAGCUGAGGGAGCUGCUGGCGCUGGAGACGGCCCUGGGCGGCCAGUGCCUGGAUCGCCAGGACGUGGCCGAGAUCACCAAGCAGCUGCCACCCGUGGUGUCCGUCAGCAAGCCAGGGACCCUGCGGCGCACGCUGUCCCGGUCCAUGUCCCAGGAGGCGCAGAGAGGCUGAGGAGCGGGUGACGCCAGCUCCGCCGUGCCUGCCCCGGGCAGGGCCCUUCCUGGCUGGGGCCGUGGAGGGAGCUGCUGGCCGUGGGUGCUUUGUAGUUUGCCCAGAAUGGGGGCUGGGAGGAGGGAGCCAGAGGCCAGGACGCCUGGGUUGCCUGAGCUCCCCAAGACAGGAGGGCAAGGAUGGUGGGCACUGGGGGUGGCCUCGGCCCCAGGAGAACGGACAAGGGACGCUGGUGAUGUCGCUGGGGGUGGCAGUGCUGUGGAGGUCGGAGCCUCAAGGGAGGCCUGAGCCAGACUGGAAGGCUCCAGAAAGCAGCGGGUGGAGACAGGUGGGGGACGUGCAGAGAGCAGAGGCAGGCAGCCCGGCACCCUCUUAGCGCUGCAAUAAAUGCUCAGCCGCG